AAUAGUAAACAUGCAGAAAAAAUCUAGAUAUAGUGAUACAAUUUUUAAUUUUAUAUAAACGAAAUAUAUAUUAACAGGAAUGACACACAGGUUAUUCAUUUGAAUAGACCCAGAUUUUACUGUGAUUUUUUUUGCCUAAUUUUAAUUUUAAUUGCCAAAUUUUACUGUGAUUUUGUUGACCGCGUUUCAUUAUUAACUUUUUUUUUCUUAUUAAUCAAUCGGUUCAACUAUUUUUUAAUCUUUUUGUAUGUGUAUGUUUUUUUUUUGUAUUUCAAAUAGUAUUAAAGUAGUUAACGCAGCAGUAACUAAGAAUAUUUUAUUAAUUAACUAAACUAUAUUAUAAUUUUUUAAUCUCGGUCAUGUGUAAACAUUUUGUCUCUGGCAAGUAAAAUAAGUUAUGUGACACUUAGAAAUCACUUUGGAAAAACUUUGACAAUACUUCUAGCAAGUAAAAUAAAUCAAUUAUGAUUUACUCUAAUAGCCAACCGAAUUCUGAGAAAAAAAAAUGGCAUUCCAGGAUAUUAGAAAGCGAAAUAGUGAACCAGUAUUCAGGAGAAAUGUUUUUACGAAUUGUCCUUGAAACUCCUAUUAAUAAAAAUUUACAAAUAGAUUGGUAUAGCAAUAAUAAUAUAUUAUGCUUGAAGCAAUCAAAAUAUGGUGGAAUGUGGCGAAUCAGCAAAGUAACAGAUGAAGCUGUGUACUGUAAAGUUGAUAAAUUAGAAGGAUAUGAAUGGGAAGUAGAAGAACCUCUUGAAGCAGAUUUAAAUGUUAACAUUGUUAAAAACUCAUACAAUAAUGAUAAAAACUCGCUUGGAUUUGCUUUCUUUUCAUCUCCAAUAUAUGUACAUUGUCGAUGCACUUUAUUAAAUUUAGAUGAAAUUGAUACAGUCGGUCAAUCAUUUGUUGCGUCUGUUUAUUGUGAACUGCGUCUUCGUGACAUAAGUACUUUAUCCGAUCCUCUAUAUGUUAAUGAAUACUUAAAAAUUUUAAAUAUUUUGGAGCAUGUGGACUUUUUGAAUAUUAAAUCAGAAGAGUCAAAAGAAAUUUACAACAGUUAUUCAUUAUCAUCACGAUCAGUUGAUUCUAAGUUGUUUUAUGAUUACACAUUAAAAAUGAAAGCCAAAGCAACGUUUUCAAAAGGAAUGGAGUUGAAAAUGUUUCCUUUUGAUGAACAAGUAUUAAAUAUCAUACUAACAGUAAAUCGACCAUGUUCCGGUGUAGUUCUUAUUCAUAAUACUGAAUAUACAAGUAAAUUUUUAUGUCGAAGUUUUCAACAUGAUGGAGCUUUUAAAAUAGUAUUUAAUGAAACAAUGUUUGGAAUCGUAAGCAAAAGCGACAGAAGUGAGUCAUCAUCAGGUUAUGAGUAUCCCAGAAUAACGUUUAGUAUUUUACUCAGCCGUCGUUCUCGUUCUUACAUCAGCAACACAAUGAUUCCGAUUGCUGUGAUUUCCUGUCUGUCAUUAGUUAACUUCGGUUUAAAUGAAGAUGGGAGUAAAAUGGAUACAAGCUCAAGGUUGUCUAUCACGCUUACUCUGCUAUUAACUGCUGUUGCAUAUAAGUUUGUGGUAUCAUCUGCUUUACCUGUUUUACCAUAUAAUACCUUACUGGACUGGUAUGUAUGGUUUUGUUUUGCUUUCAUUUGUUUAAACGUGUGCGAAGUGACAUUCUAUCCUACAUAUGUUUCUUCUUUCCCUUUAGAAGAUAGAUAUGAUAUAUCAAAGCAUGAAACUAAUAUAUUUUAUAUUUUCAUUGUUAUUUUUGUUAUUGGAAAUCUUGUUUGGUUAGUUUUUGUAUUAUGGUAUCUUUCUAAGCUGAAAAAAACUAACAAUUUGAAAAAAUUGCAAUUGUAGUUAUAGUUUCUAGAAUAUAUUUAUAAUAUAAUAAU
Messenger RNA from Hydra vulgaris (swiftwater hydra), 1885 nucleotides. RefSeq names its product gamma-aminobutyric acid receptor subunit beta-1. Gene Ontology annotation, molecular function: transmembrane signaling receptor activity; extracellular ligand-gated monoatomic ion channel activity; neurotransmitter receptor activity. Gene Ontology annotation, cellular component: plasma membrane; neuron projection; synapse. Lineage: Eukaryota; Metazoa; Cnidaria; Hydrozoa; Anthoathecata; Hydridae. The record is from RefSeq and is a predicted model, not a curated record. Gene Ontology annotation, biological process: chemical synaptic transmission; regulation of membrane potential; signal transduction.